Messenger RNA from Ailuropoda melanoleuca (giant panda), 1742 nucleotides. RefSeq names its product LRRN4 C-terminal like (gene LRRN4CL). Gene Ontology annotation, molecular function: protein binding. NCBI's taxonomy places the organism in Eukaryota, Metazoa, Chordata, Mammalia, Carnivora, Ursidae. Bases 697 to 1566 code for a protein of 289 amino acids. The transcript is spliced from 6 exons. The record is from RefSeq and is a predicted model, not a curated record.
UGGACCAUUCUAGGUACAGCCGUCUCCAUUCAAACCCUAGAAAGUGCAAGGCGAGAAAAUCUAUCCUGCCUACUCCAUCCACGUGACUCUGGGGAGGGGGAUCGUGUAGGGCGGGUCUGGAGAGCCGGGCUGCAUCAUUCAGGCCUCUGCACCCCUCCCUUUCUCUGUCCAUUGGGAGCCGAAGACAGGAAAUGACUGCCAUGGAUGUGGUAGGAUUUUAACUGAAACAGCAUUUUGUAGCCCAGGCCCCAUGCUGUCACAGCUGUUUUCUCCUCUGAUACCAGCCAGGUGGCCCCCUCUGUUCCCCUCCUCAUCCCUCCACAUAGCUUCAGCCCUGUGAUUCUCCACUCCUGGCUGCCUUCCACAUUCCAAUGCCGUCUCUGAACCCAGGCAUCCUGGCCUCCAGAUGAAACAGCUGCUGUGACUGCCCCCGAUCCCCGGCCCCGUGACUCAGGCUCUCUGAAGGGACCAGCCCGUUUCUUGGCAUUCACCGGGAAAAGAGGGGGGUAAGGGAGGGGGGCUAGGUGGUGACAUCAGAGUGGAAGGGUAUAAAAGCUGAGCAAAAACAGGACUGAAAUUGAAGACACUGACAAAACCUGCCAGCCAGCUGCCUGUGCUCCUGGGGUCGCCCCAGCCUUGCACCCACAGACCUCUGGUCCGAGAUCUGAACCGCUGCCAGACCUCCCCGCUGACUCCAUGCUGGGCUCUCCCGGCCUUCUGUGGCUCCUGGCUGUCACCUUCUCCUUAGUUCCCACAACGUGGCCCUUGGUCCCUCAAGCCCUUAAGGAAGAGGAGGAAGAUGAGACCCCAGGGCCGCCUCUGCCGGCCGUCCUCUGUGACUACGACAGUUGCCGCCACCUGCAGGUGCCCUGCAGGGAGCUGCAGAGGGCCGGGCCCAAGGCCUGCCUGUGCCCUGGGCUCUCCAGCCCCGCCCAGCCGCCUGCCCCACCGCGCCUGGGAGAAGUGCACGUGGUGGCCGAGGACAGCAGCGCCGUGGUGCACUGGUGUGCCCCCUCCUCCCCAGUCCACCAGUACUGGCUGCUGCUCCGGGAAGGCAGUGGGGCUACCCAGAAGGGGCCCCCGCUCAACUCCACGGUCCGCCAAGCAGAACUGAAGGGACUGAAGCCUGGGGGCGUUUAUGUCGUUUGCGUGGUGGCUGCUAACGGGGCUGGAGAAAGCAGCGUGCCCCCAGCAGAUCAACAGCGCCAAAUAACAUUCCAAUUGGUUGCGCCCUGGGACCCCAUGGAGAGCUUGCUACAAUCCGCCCACGGGUUUCAGGGCCGCACCACCCUUCCUCCACACCGCCGCCGGGCGGCCCAGCUCGGGGGUCGCCUGCGGGGCCGCGAACCCGACGCGCCACCCGUCCCCGCCCGCGCCGGGUCCGGGCGGCUGGGCCAGGCCUGUGUUUUCUGGCUCUCGGCGGCACCCGUCCACGCCCGCUUCCACGUGACCCAAACAGAUCCGGGCACUUCCGCUUCCCCUCGGCUUUCUUCUCGUCCGUGUCCGCUGAGGGUCCAGAGCCGGGUCCCCGCGGAAGCGGCGGUGGCGGCGCCAUGGCGGAGCUGACGGCUCUGGAGAGUCUCAUCGAGAUGGGCUUCCCCAGGGGACGCGCGGAGAAGGCUCUGGCCCUCACAGGGAACCAGGGCAUCGAGGCUGCAAUGGACUGGCUGAUGGAGCACGAAGACGACCCUGAUGUAGACGAGCCGCUGGCGACCCCCCUUGGACAUGUCCUGGGAAGGGAA